AUGUCCCUCUUCAAGCACCUUACCCGCCAAAACACACCCACCGCAACGCUCCUCACGCGCCACCUCUCCUCCGCCGCCUCCAAACUCCACGACCGUUACACUUUCAAACCGCCGUCCUCUCUCUCCCGGGAACCCCAAAACCCCAAUGUCACCCCCACCAGGCCCAACAAAAAGAAGCCUAAGCCAAAGUACAAGCCACCCUCCUCCCUCGACCGGACCGGCCAGAAACCGGUCCGUUCCGAUUUGCCCUUCGAUUUCCGGUUCAGCUACACGGAGAGUAGCGCCAAGGUGAGGCCCAUCGGGCUCAGGGAGCCCAAGUACUCGCCCUUUGGGCCGGGCCGGCUCGACCGGAAGUGGACCGGAGUGUGUGCUCCUGCGGUGGACCCAAAAGUGGAGGCCUUGGAGGGAGGGGAAGAUGGGAACUUGAAGGAGCAUAGGAAGGAGAAGAGAGGGUUGAUUCAGGGAAAGCCUCUUAGCAAUGCUGAGCGAAAGGCACUGGUUUUGCAAUGUGAGAGAGGCAAAACUAAUAGGCAAAUCAAUAUAGGAAGGGAUGGUUUAACUCACAACAUGCUGAAUGAUAUUCAUAAUCAUUGGAAAUUUGCUGAAGCUGUUAGAAUCAAAUGCAUGGGUGUUCCAACUAUUGACAUGCAAAAUAUUUGUACCCAGCUUGAGGACAAAACAUUUGGACAGGUCAUUUCCAGACAUGGGGGUACACUUGUAUUAUACAGAGGCAGGAAUUAUAAUCCAAAAAAGAGGCCUGUAAUUCCUCUCAUGUUGUGGAAGCCCCAUGAACCUGUGUAUCCCAGACUGAUUAAGACAACAAUUGAUGGCUUAAGUAUUGAAGAAACAAAAGAAAUGAGGAAGAGAGGACUAGCUGUUCCUGCUUUAACAAAACUCGCCAAAAAUGGUUAUUAUGCUUUUUUGGUACCAAUGGUCAGAGAUGCUUUUCUCUCCUGUGAAUUGGUUCGGAUAGAUUGCCAGGGGCUUGAGAGGAGUGAUUACAAGAAAAUAGGCUGCAAACUCAGGGACCUGGUCCCCUGUAUUCUGGUGACAUUUGAGAAUGAACAAAUUGUAGUUUGGAGGGGGGAGGAUUAUAAGCCCCUGAAGAAUAGAUGGAUUCUUAAAGAUCGAGAAUCAUUUGAUGACGAUAGUGGCUUGUACACAGGUGAAGAACAAACUGAGCAUGAUAACAGCGGCUAAUGAAACAAACCCUGCAGUCAGUCAGCUAUGAUAAUGUGAUCUUUGUAGAAAUUGCAGCCACGAAUCAGAAGCUCUUCAAGAUUGGAUUGUUGUCUUCUCUGUGUAAAUGCAGGCAGAGAGAAAAGAGUGAGAAUUGAGAGAAUAUACUGACAAGGUUGAUACUGCUAUUUGGAUAUUACAAGAUAUCUCCAAACUGUUCUUUGCCCAUGACUCAUUUUUGGCCUUAAAAAGCGGUGGAAAAAAAACUGAAAUGUGGAAUGAGUUUGAUUUAAUUUUAUACUGGCUAUAUAUAGUGCAGAACUGCAUAUUUGUAAGUUAGGAAAUUUUCACAUAUUUUAUGAUCUGCAAUUGGUGCACACGGCUUUCCUGCAUGGAUUGGGAUUGGCAUUGACAUUGUUUAGUUUUAGUCCAUUGUUUUGUCAUAAAUUCAGAAUAGACAAUUCAGAAUCAAUCCAUUGUUUUGUUGACAUUGCCAAUAAUACUUACUGGGGAAAGUGUGGCUGCAAAAUUUGGUGUUUCAUGCUGUGAGAAGAUCAUAGAUUGGAAUGGAUUUGUGGAAAAACAGUUCAAAGUCCAGUGCG
Messenger RNA from Abrus precatorius (Indian licorice), 1781 nucleotides. RefSeq names its product CRS2-associated factor 1, mitochondrial. The transcript is spliced from 5 exons. The record is from RefSeq and is a predicted model, not a curated record. Gene Ontology annotation, biological process: Group II intron splicing. Gene Ontology annotation, molecular function: RNA binding. The coding region runs from base 1 to 1200 and encodes 399 amino acids. Lineage: Eukaryota; Viridiplantae; Streptophyta; Magnoliopsida; Fabales; Fabaceae.